AUGGAAGAAUAUGAAUAUGAUGUAAUAAUAUAUGGUACAGGAUUAAUAAAUUGUUUAAUUGGUUCAAUAUUAACUAAAAAUAAUAUUAAAAUAUUACAUAUUGAUAAAUAUUCUGAUUAUGGUAAUCAAUUUAGAUCAUUAAAUUUUAAACAAUUUUUAUUACAUAAUUAUUCCGUAACGGGGUCUCCCGUAACGGUGCUUGGUCAAGCAGAUACUAAUGGACCUGAGGUUACUACUGAUACUAAGGUUAAUACUAAUAUUAAUAAUAUUACUGGUAUCAUUGGACCAACCUCCUUUACUGAAGAAAAUUCUACUACUAUUGCUGCACCUAAAGUACUUACUUCACCCUUAGGUACUAACUCCCAUAUUACUACUACUAAUGAAAUUGCCGUUGUAACUAAUUCUAGGGAGUCAAGUACUUUUACUGAGGAUACUAAUAUUGAGAAGAAAAAUAUUAAUGAAAUUGCUGUUGUCACUAAAACCAGGGAGUCGAGUACUUUUUCUAAUACUGAAGAAAAUUCUACUAAUGAAAUUGCUGCUCCUAAAGUAACCACUAAUAUCCCUCGAAAGGGAGCUAAUUCUAUGCCUAUAGAGUGUACUACUAGUAAUAGUAGUACUAAGGGUGAGGGAACCCCUUUCGGGGCUGGUUGCCGUGAACCUGACCCCGUAACGGAGUAUUUAUCAAAAAAAAUAUUACCAUAUAAAAAAAUAAAUAAUGAAGAAAGAAAGAAAAUAUUAAAAGAAAUAUUAUUAGAAAAUAAUAAAUAUAAUAUAGAUAUAUAUCCGAAAUUUUUUAUAAAAAAUUCAUUCUUUAGUAAAUUUUUAAUUGAAACUAAUUUACAUAAUAAUUUACAAUUCUGUACUAAUCAUAAUAAUAAUAUAUUUUUUAUAUCAAAUUCCUCCGUAACGGUGACUGGUCCUACAGAAAAUACUGAAGAACCUAACAAUAUAACUGAAGAAAAUUCUAAUACACAAAUUGCUGCUAAGGGAUCUACUAGUGAGGAUACUAAGGGAUCUACUGGUAUUAAGGAUAGUAAGGAUAUUACUACCAUUGGAGCAAGCACCGUAACUGAGGAGGAAAAUUCUAAUACAAUUGCUGUUGUAACUAAAUCUGGGGAGUCUAAUACUUUUUCUAAUACUGAAGAAAAUACUAAUGAAAUUGCUGCUGUAACUAAAAUUGGGGAGUCAGAUACUUUUAGUACUAGUAAGGAUACUGAGGGAGAGGGAGUUGGUGAGGAACUCCCUUUCGGGGAAGCUGUUGGAGCAAGCACCGUAACGGACAUAAUGGAAGAAUUAGUAUAUGAUAAAAAUAGUAUAUUUCGUUGUAAAUAUUUAAAUUUAAUAGAAAAAAGAUUAUUAUAUAAAUUUUUCAAUCAUAUUUCCUCCGUAACGGUGCUUGGUCCCACGGCCACUAAUGGACCUGAGGGUAGUACUACUACUAAUACUACCAUUAGACCAAGCACCGUUACUGACGGAAAGGGAGCUAAUUCUACCCUUAUGGAGUGUACUACCGAGGAAAAUCUUAAUGAAAUUGCUGCUGUAACUAAAACUGGGGAGUCAGGUACUUUUUCCUUGGAUAAUAAGGUUACUAAUACUAAGGGAGAUACUACUGUAAAUACUACUAAGGAUACUAGUACAGUUGGAGCAAGCACCGUAACGGACACCGUAAUGGAAUCCUGGAAUGAAUAUUUGAAAAAAAAUAAAUUAAAUAAAAAAUUAAUAAAAAUAAUAAAUAAUUGUAUAUUAAUAAAUAAUAAAAAUAAUAUAAAUGAAAAUAUAAAAGAAAUAAAAAAUUAUUUGAAAAUAUUUGAAAAAGAUAAGAAUUUUCUUAUAUAUUUUCUUUAUGGUAUUAGUAAUUUAAUACAAAAUAUUUCUAGACUUUCUUCUAUAUAUAAUUGUCAUUUUAUGCUUAAUCAAUUUAUUAACUCCGUUACGGUGCUUGCUCCCACGGCUACAGAUGUACCUGGUACUAAGGAUACUACCAUGGGAAAGAGAGCAAAUGACACUUUUACUGAAGUAAAUUUGAAUAAUAAAAUUGCUGCUGUAACUAAAACUGGGGAGUCAAGUACUAAUAAUGAGGGAGAGGAAGUUGUUAAGGAAGCCCCUAUCGGGGCUGAUGGUGAGGAUACUAAGGUUGCUCGUAAUACUGGUGCCGUAGGACCAAGCACCGUUACGGAGGAGAAAAGAAUAGAAAUAAUAUUAGAUGAUUAUAAAAUAUAUACAAAAUAUAUUAUAUCAGAAUAUGAUAUUAUUAAUUCCAUUACUCCCGUUACGGUGUCUGGUCCAUCAGACAGUACUACUACGGGAAAGGGAGCUAAUUCUAUGGGUAUGGAUUGUACUACUACUAAUAGUACUAAGGAUAGUAAUACUAAGGAAGCCCCUAUCGGGGCUGUUGGUGGUACUGAGGGAACUGGUGCCGUUGGAGCAAGCACCGUAACCGAAGAAGAAAAAAUAAUAAUAGUAUAUAUAAUAAGUAAUAAAAAAUUAUUAAAUGAUUUUAAUUUAUGUAUUAUUUUAUCCGAUGAUGAUUCUUCCGUUACGGUGACUGGUCCACCAAACAGUACAGUUGUACCUGGUACUACGGGAACUAACAGUACUACUAAUGGUACUACCACAGGUACUCCUACUGGUACAGGUACUAAGGAUAGUAGUAAGGGUAGUACUAUUAGUGAGGAAAAUUCCACUACUCAAUUUGCUGCUCCUGGAAAGGGUACUAAUGGUAGUACUAGUGAGGGAACUGGUACCGUUGGACCAAGCACCGUAACGGAAAAUAUAUAUAUAAUACAAUUAAAUAAAGAAACAUAUAAUAGUCCAGAAAAUAAAUAUAUAAUAUAUUUUAUAACAAAAUAUAAAGAAAAUAUAUUAAAUAAAAUAUUAAAAUUAUAUAAUAAUUUAGGUAAUGAUUUAAAUACUAUUUUAUAUUAUACUUUUAAUUUAUUUAAUAUAUUUAAUUAUAUACAUAUUUUUUCCACCAAUACGGUGCUUGCUCCAAUGGUGUCAGGUCCAACAAACAGUACCAAUACCCCGGGAAAGGGAGCUAAUUCUAAGGUUACAGAGUGUACUAAUAAGGAUACUAAGGAAUCUUCUUUCGGGGGUGGUACUAAGGAUAUUGGUGCCGUUGAACUAGACACCGUAACGGAGAUAAAUGGAAUAAAUAUAUAUAAAUAUAAAUAUAAAAAUAAUAUAAUAUUAUUAACAAAUGAAUUAAAUAUUUCUUAUUAUAUUUCACAAAUUUUUUUAUCAAUUUAUUAUUCCAAUACGGUGCUUGGUCAAACCAACAGUACUACUAAUAGUACCUUAACUACUAGUAAUACUACUAGUGAGGAUAUUAGUACCAUUGGACCAAGCACCGUUACUGAGGGAAAGGGAGCUAAUUUUAUGGGUAUGGAGUGUACUAUGGGAAAGGGAGCUAAUGGUAUUAAUACUGAGGAAACUAGUAAUAUUAAUAAUAUUAAGGGAACCCCUUUGGGGGUUAAGGGAGGUACUUUUGGGGUUAAGGAAGGUACUUUUGGGGUUAAGGAAGUCCCUUUCUGGGCUGGUGACGUUGGAGUUGGUUGCCGUGAUAUUGACCCCGUAACGGAGGAAAAAAUAAUAGAAAAUUAUUUAAAAUAUAAAAAUAUUGAUGAAGAAAAUAUAGAUAUAAAUUGUGAAUUUUUAAAUGAUUUAAUUAAUAAAUUUAUAUUUUAA
This is a messenger RNA of Theileria annulata, 3687 nucleotides long. RefSeq lists its product as uncharacterized. The record is from RefSeq and is a predicted model, not a curated record. Gene Ontology annotation, cellular component: Rab-protein geranylgeranyltransferase complex; cytosol; nucleus. The coding region runs from base 1 to 3687 and encodes 1228 amino acids. Gene Ontology annotation, molecular function: GDP-dissociation inhibitor activity. The transcript has a single exon. Gene Ontology annotation, biological process: vesicle-mediated transport; protein geranylgeranylation; small GTPase-mediated signal transduction. NCBI's taxonomy places the organism in Eukaryota, Apicomplexa, Aconoidasida, Piroplasmida, Theileriidae.